AUGUGCCACAGUCAUUACCGGCCACAGCGGGAUCCGUGCUCCGCAGCCAAUAAUAAUGAAGUUGUCGUCGAGCACACGGCGAUCAAAUGGACCGUCACAUUUCAACUGAAAAUGCUCAUCGGCCAGGCGACCCUCACCUGCAAAUGCCUCGCCAAAACCGACAAAAUCGUUAGUUUCAUUUUUUGAUAACCAUUCAGAUCUCGAACAUAUUAGACACUUAUUGAAAAAAGGAACUCUUAAAAAAACAAAUUGUACAUUUUAUCCUUUUUAAAUCAUUCUAUUUCUACAAAGAAAGUGUACAACACGAUCAAAAAGAACACGAACUUCUUCCAAAAAGCCGUCAGUCACACUUCAAUGGAAACUGAUAAGCUCAGUUGAUAAGAAAAGAAAAACUUUAAACCACCUGACCCGCCUCGGUUUAUUGCUCGAAAAAGUUAUGUACGUUAUCGCAAGUACGAUAGUACUUUUGAACACUCCUAAUGAGGACUCUCCGAAAAUGAUUUGAGGGAAAUUUUCCGCGAAAUGUGCAUGACUAUGUAUUUUAGAAUGUCAGCAAAUGCAUAUAUAAAUUAUUUAAACUAUUAUUGUUGUUAUCGAAGUAGUUUUUUUAAAAACCCCGGAACCUUUUUUUCUUUUCGCCAAGAAGUACGGUACAAUUUGUGUGUAGUAUUGCGUCAAUCUGCAACUCGGGGGCGUUUUACUCUCGAAAAAAAUAGUUUUUUUGUAAUUUUAUUUUUAUUUUAUAAUUUCUUGUGUUUUCACAAAGUAUACGGAGAACAAGUCUUUUCGUAGUAAGAAAGUUGGGUUCAAUUAUUUUCUCGGAAAGUCUCUAAUCAAAGAAAUAACGAUCGUUUAAAAAAAAACGGGAAAAGGGGGAAAUGUGGUUUGGUUUUUUUUGGAAUCAUUGUGUCAAUAUAUUAUACAUUUUCUCAAGACUUUAUUUAAGCUUCUGGAUGUGCGAGACCUGUCGAUCCGCUCAGUUUCCAUCAAUGGUUCCGACUGCGAUUUCCGCAUCGCUCCCAAUGUCUACACGUUCUUCGGCUCGAAAAUGACCGUCUACAUUCCCCCGGAUUUCCAGAAAGAAGGCGCUAAAUUGUAACAAAUAAUGAAAUUGAAUGAAAAAAUUUUGAAAAUUGUCAGGUCGGUGGUUAUUUCCUACGCCACCUCGCCAGAUGCCACCGCUCUCCAAUGGAUGAAAAAGGAGCAGACGGCUGAUAAAAAGGUUAGAAACUGAGAAUUUUUGUGAUCUAACCGAUUUUCAGGCUCCUUAUCUUUUCUCUCAAUGCCAAGCGAUCCACGCUCGAUCCAUUGUUCCUUGCAUGGACACUCCUUCUGUAAAAAGCACCUACGAGGCUGAGGUAGGUUAUACCGUACUUAGAAUCGCCAGAACGGCCCUUAUAUGGUCUGGGGAAAAUAGCCCCCAUAAGGGCAAAAUAGUACUCCCUUUAGAGGUGAAAUUUAGGCGAUCCCUACAGAGGUUUAGGAUCUGAUCCCUAAGCACCUACUGCUCAAGUAGUCCCUAUAGGGUCUUUUAAUUUUCUGCUCACAUGGGAGGUCAUUUUAGCGUAGGGUUCAGAAUUUUUUCUAAAUUCGCUCAAACAAUCUUUGAUGGACUGGGAAUCGAUCCCCCAUAGUCGCUACCUGCACAAACUUUUUGUUUUGGAGAUAUGAUUUUUCAAAGUUUUUAUCCUUAACCAUGUGACGCCGUUUGGAAGGAAUGUGGCCGCGCCACCAACCACUGCAUGGCAGCUGGGAGCGUUGUGCAGUGGCUAGCGUGUUAGACUGCGGAGCCUAUUAUGAAGGUUCGAAUCCUUUUGCCGCUAACUUUUUUUGCCAUUAUUUUUUUUAAGAGUUCUGAUGAGAAUAUUAAAAUUUCAUGAGUAAAACCUUUCCAAAUAAGUUCGAUAGCUAUUUUCUUUCUGAAAUCGCUUUUUUUGAUGGGAAAAAAUCAUGAAAAAUUUCUAAAGUUGUGGCAGACUCCACAUCAUCAGAGACUAUUUUUGAAAAAUCAGCGAAAAAAAUGUUUUUAAAAAAAGCGCUGAACCUUCAUCGAAGAUCUUCGCAUGUCUUGGUUGUGAUAAAUAACAGUGGCUUUUCAAUAUUUCAAUAGCCAAUUUCUGCCUCACUUCUGGAGAAACAUCUUUACAGAAUAUGAAAACUUACCUGUCAUCCGAGUUUUAUUGAAAAAAAACUUCCAAACCCCAUUUCCAUCCUAAUCCAGAUUUUUCAAAUUUUUCAAGAAUCUAAAAAAAUCUUUUUGAGCAAAAAUGUUUUUUUGGGAAAAAUUCUCUGAUGAUGUGAAGUCCGCCACAACUUCAGAAAGUUUCCAUAACUAUUGUCCAUAAAAAAAGCGAUUUUAGAAAGAAAAUAGCUAUCGAACUUAUUUGGAAAGGUUUUACUCAUGAAAUUUUAAUAUUCUCAUCAGAACUCUUAAAAAAAAUAAUGGCAAAAAAGUUAGCGGCAAAAGGAUUCGAACCUUCAUAAUAGGCUCCGCAGGCUAACACGCUAGCCACUGCACCACGCUCCUAGCUGCCAUGCAGUGGUUGGUGGCGCGGCCACAUUCCUUCCAAACGGCGUCACAUGGUUAAGGAUAAAAACUUUGAAAAAUCAUAUCUCCAAAACAAAAAGUUUGUGCAGGUAGCGACUAUGGGGGAUCGACUCCCAGUCCAUCAAAUAUUGUUUGAGCAAAUUUAUAAAAAAUUCUGAACCCUACAUUCAAAGUACCACAAUUUCUUGUUUUCGCAGCUUCUUAGAGUUCAUUACAAUAAUCGAAUAGCGUGUACCCUAUAAGGGACACUUUUUCAAGUUUCAGUUGUCCCUGGAGGGGGAGUUAAAGUGGUCCCUAGAGGGGAACCAAAGGCCUAAGGUUGCCCCUAUAGGAACCACUCUGGGGUACCUAAGUAAUAUUUUCUAAGAGUUUUUUCAACCAAGUGAAUUCUCCUGAGCUAAACAAAAAACUGUAGGUAACGGUUCCCGUCGGCAUGACCUGCUUGAUGUCGGCGAUCGGCGCCGGAUCCAAGGGCGACGAGGAGUUCACGACCUUUUUCUACAAACAACCGGUCCCCAUCCCGAGUUACCUGAUCGCAAUCGUGGUCGGUUGCUUGGAGAAACGCGACAUCAGCGAACGGUAGUUCGAAUGGAAGUUUUUAUCAGUUUAUCAUUAAUUUGCAGCUGCGCCGUUUGGGCGGAGCCUUCGGUCGUCGAAAAGGCCCACUGGGAGUUUGCCGAAACUGAAGACAUCCUCAGUUGUGCUGAAGAAAUCGCGGGGAAAUACAUUUGGGGAAGGUUUGUGACUUAGAAAAUACGUGUUUCAAAAAAAAAAAAGGUUUUGAUAUUCCUCAUUGUAGCUUAAGAAGCUUGGAGUAUUUUUUUACAUGUUUCGAAAACAAAUGUUAUCAACCAGAGACAAGAAUUUUCAACUCAUAAAAUUUACUCAAAACCUUUGGAUCAUAUCACAAGUCGAGAAUAAUAAAAAAAAAGUCCGCUACUUUUGCCUCAGCAAGAAACGAAGGUUUUGAAAUAAAGUUUGGUCAAAUUUCAUCAAAUUCAGUGUAAGAAGAAAAAGUUUCUUUAAAAAAAAGCAGACUUCUCAGAAAAAAAAAAAGAAUUUUUUUUUCAAAGAAGAUCUCUUAUUCAGUUCUAGAGAAAAACUUAUAUCUGUGUAACUAUUUCACUUCAGGAUUUUUCGGACUUUUUUUCAGUAUUCACAUUUAUUUCUUCCAUUUUCAGAUACGACAUGGUCUGCCUGCCACCCUCGUUCCCAUUCGGAGGCAUGGAAAAUCCCUGCCUGACCUUUUUGACCCCAACUCUUAUUGUAAUUUUUCCAAAAUAGAGGAAAUAUAUCAAAAAUCAAUUUUAGGCCGGCGAUCGUUCUUUAGUUAGUGUUGUGGCGCACGAAAUCGCCCACAGUUGGUCGGGGAAUCUCGUGACGAACAGCAGUUGGGAACAUUUCUGGUCAGAAAGAAGAAUUAAUAAAUACAACAUUUAUCUUUCAGGCUAAAUGAAGGAUUCACCAUGUUCAUUGAGCGGAAAAUCUGCGGUCGGCUGGUUUCGGAAGAUUAUCGACAAUUUAUGGCUUUCAACGGCUGGACCAACUCCUUGGUUCCCGCUGUAAGUCGAUUCAGAGGGUUCUGAUACCAAAAAACAGAAAAUUUGUUUCACGUAGACAGAAAAGCAUUCAAAUAUCCAUCACAUGUUGAAAAUAAGCAGAAACGAAAAAGUUUCCUUUUUAGGAAACGGGAUAUUUUUUUUUCACAAAACAAGAGAAUAAAUUUUCAUCGGUUGCGAAGUUUGAUAAAGACUCUGAAUAUCAUUUAUAUACUGAAAUAAAUAUAAAGCAUUCCAAAAACAGCAAAUUGAAAAAAAGAUUAUUUUCAGUCCGCCAAUCCAAAUAUUCAAGUUCUGAAGUUAAAAAAAGCCAUUUUCUUUUUGGAAACUGUCGUUUUUAAAGGAAAAAAAUUAGAAGUAGUUAGGAAAUUCUGAAAAAUUUGAAAAAAAUUUCAAUUAUAGGGAUAGUCUGAACUUCUAUUAUUUAUAAACUUUUUCACCUUUUCGUUAAAAGUUAGUGGCCACUGUAGAGGUCUAAGUGCUACUACCCGACCGCUAAAAAUUUUAGUGGUCACUUUAGGGGUCAAUGGAUCAACACAACUAGUCCAAUCUUUUUGUUUUAAACUUAUCAGAGUUACUGAAAGGAAUACUGGAUGAAAACUACUGAAGUGGCCACUAAAACCGAAAAUAGUGGCCACUAUAGAGGUGGGUUUAGUGGCCACUUUAGUGUCCUCUCCAAGCAGUCCUUGGCAAGCCCCUAUAGUGGCCACUUAAAAAUUUUCACAGAAAGGUGAAUUUUCACGUACAAGGAACUUUUUUGGCUUCUUGGAAUAUUUUCCAGAAAAAAAUGAGAAGAAAGGUAUUCCAGGUAUACGAACAGUUCACGCCGACGCAUCAGUUCACGAAACUCAUCCAAGACCACACAAAUGUCGAUCCGGACGUCGCGUUUUCCUGCGUUCCUUACGAAAAGGGAUCCGCUCUUCUGAUCUAUCUUGAACAGAAACUCGGCGGCGCUGGUAAUUCUUCUUCUCAUGCGGAUGAAGUUGACCUGUAGUUUGCCAUUUCCGAAGAGUACUGUAUGUGAAAGUCCGCACUUGGCGUGUUUGCACAUUUAGUGUGGUUCCAUCUUUUUUUUUUGUUUGAGAAGGGUAUACCCGUUGAGACGUCUGCCCAGCUUUUCUUCUUCUUUUUUGAUCGUUUCUGCACAUUUUUGUGAUAAGAAUGCCGUUCCAAGAGUUGUUUGGUGUUUCAGGAAUGAUUUCUGCAUUAUCUAAGACAUUUGCAAGAAAAUGAUAAGAAUCUUUUUUGCAGAGAUCUUCGAAGAGUACCUUCGAAACUACAUUGAGACCUUCGCCCACAAGGCGAUCGAUAGUUACCAAUGGAAGGAGCAUCUGUACAAGUACUUCCACGUGAGUACCACCUGGUAGAAAUUUCAUAAGAUUUUCAAAGUCUGCAAUCAUUUUUAUGAUUUUUCUUGUCAAUCAAAAAUACACUUUUCUUCCAAUAUUUUCGACGUUUAAAGUAAAUUUUUGAUAGUUUUCUUGAACAAUCUGAUAUUUUAGGACAAAAAGGAAAUCCUGGACACUGUAAACUUCGACGCUUGGUUCUUCGGCGUUGGUAUGCCUCCCGAGAAACCAAAGUGAGUCCGUUUUUGUCAGGUCAAUUGUAGCUUUUUUCAAUUUAAAUAACUUCACCGUUUCAACUUCAAAAGAAAAAAAUAAUUCCGUUUUUUCAUGUAUUAUUACGAGCGUCACGCAAUGCUAUCAUCUCUUUUUUUUUUUUGAACUGUAAAAAGUGGGUCGCAUGUGGAAUGGCUUGGCUAUGAGUUAGUUGCUCAAAGUGCGCCUGACUCAAAACUACUUGACGAAAGUUCUUAUUUUAUGUCCAUCUAGAAAUUUAGUUAGUAUUUUUAGUUAGUAUCUUCCGUUCAGUUUUAUCGUCUCUGAUCAUUAAUUUUUUUUAAAUAUCAGUUCCACGGCAGUUUGAAUGAUUAACUUCUAUUUCCAUUUUAAACGCAAUUUUUUUGAAUUUUUCUUUUCUCAUCAAUUCAUUCAAGAUCCUCAAGCUUUUUUUGAUGACAAAAGGAAAAAAAAAUUAUUAUCAGAUCAGAAAAAUUUUAAAAACAACAAAAAAACCAGAAGCCUCAGUUUGAGAUGACUUUAAAACGCUUUCCUUUGCAGCUACGGGCAAGCGAUGGCAGAAGCUUGCGAAGAACUUCUGAAAGAGUGGCUGGCGGCCGACGAGAACACCGUCGAGAAGAUCAACGCCGACUCGUACGUCAAAAUGCAGCCCCUGCAGCAGAUCGAGUUCCUCUCCCAACUUUGGCAGGUCUCUUCAGAAAAAUAUUUUGAGAUUCAUUCAAAGUCUGAUUUCAGCACGAACCUCCCCUGGAACACUAUAAACUGGACGCUUUGAACUCCCUGUACAAAUUGAACGCCUCGGAGAACAGCGAGAUACUUUUGAAGUAAUUUCGAGAAAUCUUAUCAACUAAUCAAAAAAAUAACUUCAGUUGGAUCCGCCUUUGUGUCAAGUCGAAGUGGGAGCCCAUCAUCCCGAAAGCGCUCGAUUUUGUCAAUUCUCAAGGAAGAUUGAAAUUCUGUCGACCCGUGUACAGGUACACAUUUUUUUCGAGAAGUUCCGAUGCAUCAAAUUUCAGCCUUUUUUUGAGAAAAAAACUGGUUCAAGGAAUAAAAAAAUAGAUAAAAAAAUAGUUGCAUUCUUGAAUUUGAAAGCUUCUGCAUUUUUUUCAAAUUCUAGAGAAUUCUUAUUAGUUUUAAAAAGAAAAAUAUUUUCAAAAAAAUAUUAUUUGAAACAGGAAUACUGUUUAUGCAAAAAAAUCUGCUUGAUUUUGGUCUCGUUUUUUUCAGUUUAAAAAUAUCAUAAAGAUUUAGAAACUCUUCAAAUUCUUACUUCCAGCCUACAAAAUUCACAAAUUUUCAAGCAUUUUUUCACUGAAAACGAUGAAAUUAAAAAUUUAAACUAGCAUUUUUCUCUGAAAAACGAUAAAAAUUUUAGAUUGCCUAGGGGAAACUCAUUUACGAAGCGUAAAAGUUGAUGCAUGAUGUCUCAAAAAAAUUCUCAUUUCAUUCCGCGGUUGUGAAUUUCCAGAAGUUGGGCCAGAAAACUCGUUGAUGUACAGCAUGAUGUUCGCAGUAGUUUUAACCUGAACAAAACAAUAGUUUUCGUGAAAUAAGUGUUCAAAGCAUCCAAAACAGCUCACUUCAACGGUUCUCUCCAACUUAAAGGGGUUCUUUCUCGAAAGAAAAAAAAUGUGCCAAAUAGGUUUCCCAGGUUCUUCAUAUGAUACAUCAGGAGCGUUCUGGCCAAUUUCCAAGACAUUCCCAAACGCAGAGUAAAAUGAUCUUUCUUGUCAAAAGCUUAUUUUGUCAAUAAUUUCGAAUUAUUGCUCAAUAAUGUCUUGCAGAGACCUCUCUCAAUGGCCGGCAGCCAACAAAAAGGCCCGCGAGACCUACCUGAAAGGCCGCGGAUCGAUGCAUCCGAUCACGGCGGAGAUGAUCGCCAAGGACCUCCACAUGAGACAUUCCACUCAUACCGUCUGCUUCUAA
Caenorhabditis auriculariae is the source of this 7613-nucleotide messenger RNA. The record is from the annotation of a GenBank genome assembly. Lineage: Eukaryota; Metazoa; Nematoda; Chromadorea; Rhabditida; Rhabditidae.